AUGGGGCUAAUAAUAAGUGGAUCAUUAAUUCAUGCUUUAGUAAUGGGUGGGGUAGCUAUAAGAAAAUCACGUGAAUUUAGAUUCUCUGGAAAUCAUUAUGGGAAUGAUAUAGCGCUAGUUGCUUUUGAGAUCCAGACGUGUUUGUCACAGAUUAACAGGGCAAGUUUUCCAAAGGGUUUUGUCUUUGGGACAGCCUCUUCUGCUUUCCAGUAUGAAGGAGCAGUGAAAGAGGAUGGAAGGGGACCAAGUGUUUGGGACGCAUUUUCACAUACUUUUGGCAAGAUAAUUGAUUUCAGCAACGCUGAUGUAGCUGUAGAUCAAUACCACCGUUUUGACGAGGACAUAAAACUUAUGAAGGAUAUGGGAAUGGAUGCCUACAGAUUUUCAAUUUCUUGGUCUCGAAUAUUUCCAAAUGGAACAGGGAAAAUCAAUCAGGCAGGAGUUGAUCAUUACAACAAAUUCAUCAAUGCUUUACUUGCUCAAGGAAUUGAGCCUUAUGUGACCCUAUUCCAUUGGGACCUUCCUCAAGUCUUGCAUGACAGAUAUAAUGGAUGGCUCAGCCCCCAGAUCAU
Molecule: messenger RNA, 572 nt
Organism: Dovyalis caffra
Lineage: Eukaryota; Viridiplantae; Streptophyta; Magnoliopsida; Malpighiales; Salicaceae
Source: the annotation of a GenBank genome assembly